Messenger RNA from Lucilia sericata (common green bottle fly), 805 nucleotides. RefSeq lists its product as uncharacterized. The coding region runs from base 160 to 636 and encodes 158 amino acids. The transcript has a single exon. NCBI's taxonomy places the organism in Eukaryota, Metazoa, Arthropoda, Insecta, Diptera, Calliphoridae. The record is from RefSeq and is a predicted model, not a curated record.
CUGUUGAAAGGCGACAAUCAUUGACAGUUUUAAACACAUAUUCAACGUUUAAUAACACUCAGCAAUUUUUGUGAUUUAUAUACUUGUUUAAUUCUUAUUCUUGUGCUUAAAUAAAAUUGAAUUUAAUUUAACAAAAAAGUCCAGAGAAAUUACAGUAAAAUGUUAAAAAUUGUUUUAUUGUUGGGUGUAUGUUUUGUUAUUCUCUCCACGGGUGAAUGUGGUUUAUCCAAUCUUCUUCAUCGUAAAACUACAACCGAACAACCUGAAAUUACAACUAUCGUAGCCAAGGAUGGUGUACCAGCUGGCUAUUAUAAAUCGAACAAUUUACCCCAAGUCAAGGAGGGUUGUGAAAUAAGAUUCGAAUGCAAAAAGAAGCUUAAGUCUGCCGAAACUCCCAAACCCUGCACAAAAUUUUGCGUCAAAUCUAUAAAAUGUGAGGAUGGUACCAAAAUCAAUGGUGCUCCCGGUCAAUGUAUUGAAUUGAAUGAAGAAAUGGUGGCCCAAGAAUACAAUGAUUGUAAAAAGGAUGAAGAGGAGUCCGGCGCUGUCAACGUUAUGAAAGUAGCCAUGAUUGAUUUUCCUUGUCAACCAGGUUACUUGCCCGACAGCCGUGGUCGUUGUCGUGAAGUAUGGUAAAAAAUAUUAGUGGCUACUAACGAACCCUUUCCCGCCCCCUAAAAAGAAUCCAACAAAUGUGGUGUGUGUUAAAAAAUACUCAAUUUUACUAAAGAAUAAAAAUGUUGCCUUUUGUGUGUGAAUUCAAGUCAAAAAGGUGUAAAAUAAAAAUUGUUUAAAAAAAUCAUAA